AUGCACUGCGAGGUGGCCGAGGCGCACUCAGACAAGAGGCCGAAGGAGGCCCCCGGCGCUCCGGGUCCCGGCCGGGGGCCCGCUGGCCUCGGCCCGCACAUGGCCUUCAGGGUCACGGUGAGCAGCGGGGGCUGCGGGGAUGGGGGUCCGCGUGACUUGCUGCCCGCGCCACUGCGCGCCCACGACCUCCUCGAGCCCCGGAGCCCCCGAGACUACGGUCCGUCCAAGGCCUCUGCCGCCGGUAAGGUGAACGGGAGCUACGGCCACUGCACUCCGGGCUCGGAGAAGAGUCUACUGGACCUGGACCUUGCUGAAGGCCCUGGCCCCCCCUGCCGCCAGGGCCUGUUUCUCCCUGCAGGAAGCCCACCACCCCGGGGCCACCCCUCAGCCUGUGAGAGGCUGCUGCAUUUCCCCCACCCCAGCAGGUCGCCCAGGCCCCAGGCCACCUAUGUGAACGGAGGCCUCCCGGCCACACAGCACAUCAAGCAGGAGUCCCUGCCUGACUACCGGGCCAUGACGGAAGCUCGCGCACCCCUGUCUGCCCACUGCCGGGCCCCACCAGCCACGGGCCUGCACACAGACAUGGACCUCUUGGGCCGAGGCCUCGCCAACCCUGCACCUUCCUGCUACCUUCUGGGCAGUGAACCCAGCUCUAGCCUGGGCCCCCCACCUGAGGCCCACCUGCCCGAGGGUGGCCUGAAGCGCUGCUGCCUCUUGGGCCUGCCCCCCGCAUCCUCAGCCUCCACCUCGCCCUGCGCCUCCUCCGACAUCACCUCCAUCAUCCGCUCCUCCCAGACAGCUCUGGUCACCUGCGUAAAUGGACUCCGGAGCCCCCCUCUGCCGGGAGACCCGGGGGGCCCUCCCAAGAGGGCCCGGCCCAGCCCUGCGUCCACCGAGAGCCACGAGGGCAGUUUGCAACUUGAAGCCUGCCGGAAGGCCGGCUUCCUGAAGCAGGAGCCCGCGGACGAGUUCUCAGAGCUCUUCGGGCCUCACCAGCAGGGCCUGCCACCCCCCUACCCCCUGUCUCAGCUGCCGCCUGGCCCGGGCCUUGGAGGCCUGGGGCUGGGCCUGGCGGGCAGGGGCGUGGCUGGGCGGCAGGCGUGCCGUUGGGUGGACUGCUGUGCAGCCUACGAGCAGCAGGAGGAGCUGGUGCGGCACAUUGAGAAGAGCCACAUCGACCAGCGCAAGGGCGAGGACUUCACCUGCUUCUGGGCGGGGUGCGUGCGCCGCUACAAGCCCUUCAAUGCCCGCUACAAGCUGCUCAUCCACAUGAGGGUGCACUCGGGCGAGAAGCCCAACAAGUGCAUGUUUGAGGGCUGCAGCAAGGCCUUCUCGAGGCUGGAGAACCUCAAGAUCCACCUGCGGAGCCACACGGGCGAGAAGCCAUACCUGUGCCAGCACCCGGGCUGUCAGAAGGCCUUCAGCAACUCCAGCGACCGCGCCAAGCACCAGCGCACCCACCUUGACACGAAGCCAUACGCCUGCCAGAUCCCUGGCUGCUCCAAGCGCUACACAGACCCCAGCUCCCUCCGCAAGCACGUGAAGGCCCAUUCAGCCAAAGAGCAGCAGGUGCGUAAGAAGCUGCACAUGUGCCCUGAUGCUGAGGCCAAUGUCCUGACCGAGUGUCUGGCCCUACAGCAGCUCCACGCAUCCACACAGCUGGCUGCCAGCAAUGGGAAGGGUGGCCGCACCCUGAGCCAGGAGCUGCUCCCAGGCGUGUAUCCUGGCUCCAUCACCCCCCAUAACGGGCUCGCAUCAAGCAUCCUGCCCCCUAUGCACGAUGUCCCUUCCAGGCACCACCCACUGGACGCCACCACCAGUUCCCACCACCAUCUGUCCCCUCUGCCCACGGCUGAGAGCACCAGGGAUGGGUUGGGACCCGGCCUCCUCUCGCCCAUGGUCAGCCCACUGAAGGGGCUUGCGCCACCGCCACUGCCACCGUCCUCCCAGAGCCAUUCUCCAGGGGGCCAGUCCUUCCCCACGCUCCCCAGCAAGCCACCCUACCCACCCUUCCAGAGCCCUCCGCCCCAGCCCCUGCCCAGCCCGCAAGGCUACGAGGCCCUGGCCGAGGCCCCGUGCCCCACAGUGCUGCCACCACAGCCGUCGGAAGACGUCGUGUCCAGCGGCCCCGAGGACUGCGGCUUCUUCCCCAACGGGGCCUUUGACCACUGCCUGAGUCACAUCCCCUCCAUCUACACAGACACCUGAAGGAAUGCCUCCCACACCUGCCUGACCUCCACCGCAGACGCUCUCUUGCCCACCCCGUCGUCUGUUCCCACCUUCGGGGCACCCAGCCCGAGCAGCCAGGCCACUGCUCCGCAGAACGCAGGGUGCCUGGUCUGCAGCAGCUGCACAGCGCUGGCCGGGAGUGAGCCUCUGAGCCUGAGCCAGGUGCUCAGAGGUGCCCUUCAGGAUCCGUGACCUGUGGCAUCCCUUGACUGCGUCUUCCUUUCGUUUCCCCAAUGGUUUCGAAAUCACAGACCUCGUGUAUAUAAAAUGUACAGAACUUGUUUUCCAUUCCCCUGCAAGUUUUAUAUUUUUGGUUUUACAAGA
This is a messenger RNA of Lagenorhynchus albirostris (white-beaked dolphin), 2553 nucleotides long. It is a transcript of the gene GLIS1, whose product is annotated as GLIS family zinc finger 1. Bases 1 to 2208 code for a protein of 735 amino acids. The transcript is spliced from 9 exons. Gene Ontology annotation, biological process: regulation of transcription by RNA polymerase II. Gene Ontology annotation, molecular function: RNA polymerase II cis-regulatory region sequence-specific DNA binding; DNA-binding transcription factor activity, RNA polymerase II-specific. The record is from RefSeq and is a predicted model, not a curated record. Gene Ontology annotation, cellular component: nucleus. NCBI's taxonomy places the organism in Eukaryota, Metazoa, Chordata, Mammalia, Artiodactyla, Delphinidae.